Molecule: messenger RNA, 1380 nt
Organism: Psylliodes chrysocephalus
Lineage: Eukaryota; Metazoa; Arthropoda; Insecta; Coleoptera; Chrysomelidae
Source: the annotation of a GenBank genome assembly
CGGAUUCUUGUGCUCGACGCAUUGACACGUACGGUACGCUAUCAGAAGUUAUCGAUUUGGGCAGUUGCCGCGUGAACUUGAAUUGCACGAUAAUAUAAUAUAAAUAAAACGCGUUAGUGCUAUUAUAGUGACAUUACCGUUGUGUUUUCGUGUGUGAUGGGGAAGAGAAGGAGGUGCCCAAGGUCCAGUUCUGAGUCAAGCGAUAUUAUUGGCUCAGAUGAUCUUUCUUUAGUCUUAAAACAUUUAAAGAAAAAAGUUAGGAACAAUCGAAGACAGCGAUCUCGAUUUCGUUCCCCUGACAAAAAACGUGGUCGCUCACAUUCACGUUCAUCUGAAAAAAGUGAUAAUUCUGUAGUACGCAAGCCUCGAAGACGUAGAAUUAUUUCAUACUCGUCUUCAUCCGAGGAAAGCAUAAACGAGCCACAGCCUGUUAUAAAUUGCGACAGAGACCGAGACCGGCGUGCAUCGGCAAAUGUCGCAGGUGAAGGUUGUGCACAGCGAGGUACAACAGCUUCACUAAGUUCCGACUUCAUCAAUACUGAAAAGAACGAGGAAAGUACCUCUCAAACACCUAUAUCAGAAGGUUUUUUGAAUAUAUUCGGAGAGGAUCCACAUCACAAAAAUGAUGAAACGUUUGAUCUUCAUCCGGCUAUUGCUUCAAGAUGGCAAUUCAUAAUUCAAAAAGGCUUGACAAGUGAACAAAGAGUCGAAAUAAAUUCCAAAUAUCAGAAACCUUCCAAUUUACAAUUGAAUCCCCCUGAUAUAAACCCCGAGAUUGCCAGUAUAAUGUCUAUGGCUCAUAAAAAUAAGGAUAACAGCUUGGUUAAUCUCCAAAAACAGAUUGGUUUAGCCUUAUUAACCUUAGGACAUAGCCUUGGGGAGCUUAUUACUACGGCAAAUAGCAACAGCAAGAUAGUGGACCCACUUUGGGAUUCGGCGCGAGUGUUAGCAAACACUUUCCAUGAAAUCACUGAAAAAAGAAAGCAGUUUAUUUUGCCGUUGGUUAACUAUAAUAUGAAAGUCAUCUUAGAACAAACAGAAACUACAAAAGAAUAUUUAUUUGGAGAUAAUUUGACGGACAAAAUCAAAGCGGCCAAGUCCAUCGAAUCUACAAGUAAAAACUUAAAAUCCUUCACUAUUAAAAGGUUCACCCAAUAUCAACCUCGAAGGCAGGGAGGCGUAAUAAACCGAAAACCGACAACAGCGGCGCAGGGCACCAGUGUAAGUACGACUAGACCAUCAAGACCGACUUUAAACGAAUAUCGCCCCAUCCGCUAUCCGAGGGAAGCGAGACAGACCGCCAGGGGCCAACAAAAACCCUCGAGGGAACGUUAUCGUCGCAAAUAUUAGAAGCAGAGGUAGGAAAUUCACACCAGGCAG